Molecule: messenger RNA, 1164 nt
Organism: Oldenlandia corymbosa var. corymbosa
Lineage: Eukaryota; Viridiplantae; Streptophyta; Magnoliopsida; Gentianales; Rubiaceae
Source: the annotation of a GenBank genome assembly
AUGGUUCAGCAUGAAUUUAUAAGCCCGCAGAGAGAAACGGAUUUACAGAGAAAUGGUGAUGCUAAUAAUGAGCUACUUUCAGCUCAAGCUCACAUAUGGAAUUCAACCUUCAGCUUCAUCAACUCAAUUUCACUAAAAUGUGCGGUUCAAUUAGGAAUUCCAGACAUUAUUCAUCAACAUGUCAAUCAAUAUCAUCAACCCAUGACCCUUCAUCACUUAGUCAAUGCCCUCCCCAUAAACCCUGCAAAAUCCCAAUUCAUCCAUCGCCUAAUGCGGAUUCUGACCCAUUCGGGUUUCUUUCAAAAGGAGAAGAUAGGAGAAGAAGAAGGCUAUUCUCUUACUCCGUCAUCUAAACUCCUGUUGAAAGACAACCCUUUAUGUCAGACGCCAUUUUUGAUGUUAAACCUUGAUCCAGUCUCAAUGAAUCCAUGGCAUCACUUAAGCCAAUGGUUUCAAGAGAAUAGCAACGUCGAUGGUAGCACGGCCUUCGUCACGUGUCACGGAAAAAGUCCGUGGGAGCUCUCAGGGAAUGAACCGCGGUUGAACCAGCUUUUCAACGAGGCAAUGAUAUGCGAUUCUCGGCUGGUUUCCAAAUUGGUGAUCGAAAACUGUGGAGAUGUUUUCUUAGGGUUGAAUUCGAUGGUGGAUGUUGCUGGCGGAUCUGGAACUAUGGCUAAGGCCAUGAUUGAUGCUUUUCCUGGCUUGAAGAUUAUUAUUGUCUUGGAUCUUCCUUAUGUGGUUGAUGGCUUGAAAAGUUGUGACAAUUUGACCUUCGUUGGAGGGAAUAUGUUCCAAGCCAUUCCUCCUGCUGAUGCAAUUUUUUUAAAGUGGAUAUUGCAUAAUUGGGGUGACAAAGAAUGCGUGCAAUUACUUGAGAAAUGCAAAGAGGCAAUCCCAAACAAAGACAAUGGAGGCAAGGUGAUAAUCAUUGAUAUGGUGGUGAUGAAAGACCAUCAACAAGAAAGAAACAAUGGGACUAAUAUUAUUGAUCAUGAGGCAAAAGAAACUCAACUUUUCUUUGAUAUGGAGAUGAUGGUUCUAGUCGCUGGAAUUGAAAGAAAUGAGGAAGAAUGGGCAAAGCUCUUCUCUGAAGCUGGCUUCAAUCACUACAAAAUCACUCCUCUGCUCGGCUUGAGAUCCCUCAUCGAGCUUUAUUAUUACUAG